AUGGAUAAUGUGUCUAAUGUAAGAAGUUUCAUUCUAUUAGGAUUUAAUGAGACAAUGAAUUUCAGAGUACCCCUCUUCUCAGUUACUUUACUGUAUUACUGUGUGAUUUUGUUUUUCAAUAUCUCUCUUGUGCUGCUCAUUGUCUUGGAUGAAAACCUGCAUGAACCUAUGUAUAUUUUCCUGAGUAGCUUCUGCAUUAAUGCACUUUAUGGGUCCACAGGUUUCUACCCAAAAUUUCUUUCAGAUUUACUGACGUCUUCUCAGACAAUCUCCCAUGAAGGGUGCCUUUUACAAGCUUUUAUCAUGUACUCAUUUGUCUGUUGUAAUUCAUCCAUUUUAGCUGUCAUGGCCUUUGACAGGUAUCUGGCUAUAUGUCGACCUCUGCACUACCACUCUUUCAUGAGUAAGAGGAGGCUCUCUCAACUGGUGUGUUUCUCCUGGCUAACACCUUUAUGCAUUUUUGCCAUCAAUGUUGUGCUUACAGCAAGACUUAAGUUAUGUGAUAUAAAGAUUCAGAGAGUCUUAUGUCUAAAUUGGUUAAUUGUUAAACUUGCUUGUCCUGAUGCUGACACCUUUUCAAACAACAUCACAGCAUAUGCAACAGUUAUCAUUUAUGUUUCUCAUGGCUUUUUUAUCAUUUGGACUUACACACACCUUAUUAAAACAUGCACGAGGUCCAGAGAGGACAGGGUAAAGUUUAUGCAGACCUGUGUGCCCCAUCUGACCUCUUUGAUCACAUUUCUGUCUGUAGUUGUUUUUCAGUUUGUGUACAUGCGAUUCGAAUCCACAGAUUUACCUCAAAGCCUCCAAAACUUCAUCGCUACUGAAUUUGUGAUCAUCCCUCCAAUUAUGAAUCCUCUUAUAUAUGGAUUCAAACUCACCAAAAUACGAAACAGGAUUUUGGGUUUAGUUUGUUUUAAAAGAAAAUGA
This is a messenger RNA of Oreochromis aureus, 930 nucleotides long. Its product is annotated as olfactory receptor 142-like. Gene Ontology annotation, cellular component: membrane. The coding region runs from base 1 to 930 and encodes 309 amino acids. Lineage: Eukaryota; Metazoa; Chordata; Actinopteri; Cichliformes; Cichlidae. Gene Ontology annotation, molecular function: G protein-coupled receptor activity; olfactory receptor activity. The transcript has a single exon. The record is from RefSeq and is a predicted model, not a curated record. Gene Ontology annotation, biological process: G protein-coupled receptor signaling pathway.